ACUAAUGGAACCCCAUCUUCACAGACUAAACAUCAUGGCCACUAUGACUAUGGUCGAGCUUUCUAGUGGCAUCGAGGACGCCAACACAAAGGCGCCCUGUAAGAAGGUUCUAGAAGGAGUCCUAAACGAUUUCAUGAAUCUCGCGUACGGAGUAGAAACACCCUACACCACUGGGAAAACUGUUAUCCCCACAGGAUCUACCAUUGAAGAUGUAGAUAAGGCGAUCGUUGAUGGCACCACGAAGAAAUGUUACAAAGAUGUUUUCUUCAGAAUCUCUGAAAAAGCUAAGAGUGGAGAUCUUACUCCUCAAGAAAAUGAUGGCAGCUGGGAUGCCAAGUUAACACCAGUUCUGGUGCUUGUAAGGGGCUAA
Molecule: messenger RNA, 370 nt
Organism: Cydia amplana
Lineage: Eukaryota; Metazoa; Arthropoda; Insecta; Lepidoptera; Tortricidae
Exons: 1
Coding region: 5-370 (121 amino acids)
Source: RefSeq, a predicted model, not a curated record